UCUCUGCCUCAUCUUUCGUUGUUCUUUGCGUGUGUUAUCUUGUCACUCGGACCCGAUUCUGAUUAAGGUAGUGACACUGAGCGGCGAGCUCUAUCGAGUCACCGAAGAACAUACCUUCACCCCCUCGACCUCGACGCAGGCGGACCUGCCGCUCUUCUACAAUUCAAUUUCUGCAAAGACCUGAGACAGGACAGCUCUACUAAAGGAUGUCUUCGCGCGCUUUGCGUAAGGCGCAGCGCGAACGAGAAGAGGCAGAAACAUUGAAGAGACUGGAGCAGGAAGCGCAAGCCCUUGAAGGGGAAGAAGAUGACGAGGAGGAAGCCGAGCCAGUGCCUGUAAAGCAGAAGAGCGCCUUUGAGCUACUGCAAGAGCAAGAGGAAGCCGAGGAAGAGGCAGAAGAGGACGAGCAAGACGACGGAGAAGACACGAUACCGGACGAGCCAGUCGCAGCAGCGCCGAAGAGCACUACGAACAAGAAGAAAAAGCGGAAGAAGAAGAAGGGUAAAAAGGCGGACGAUACGAAAGACAACGCGCAGACAGGCGCGGAGCUGGAUGAGAUUGAUGCUGCGCUGAAAGAGUUGUCGACAAAUGGCAAUGGAUUGCAGCAGCACACCACAGCAGCUGGAGUGGAUUACACCUUGAACGAGGCGAAUCGUCUUCUAGCAGUGGACACAUCACAUCUGCAUGCGGCAAAUGAAAUGAGGCGGCUGUUCGGACGUGCUGCGCUGGAAGCAGAUCGCGAGGAUGGUGCAGCUCCUCGACACGGCAUGGGCGGUGGCAAUCGACGACAGCAACGACAGCAAGUCGGUCUGAGAGAGGCUCUGCGAGGAGGUCAUCGGCAGGAUGGUCGAUCUGGUCUGUCUGCCAUGGCGUUGCGGAGAAACAUUUUCAUCCAGGGCAAGGAAGACUGGCCACAGGCCACGAGUGGCGGCUUGGGCAUGGAGGUGGAGGAGAAGCGCGCUGAUGGUACUAUUCUGUACAAGUUUGUGCACAAUACGUCUUACCAAGGUGUGCAGUCGCAGUUUGAGACUUGUGUUGCCUCUAUGGAUCCACAGCGUAUGAUUGUGCUGCUUCAACACAACCCGUACCACAUCUCGACAUUGCUCCAGGUCUCCGAAAUCGCGAAGCAGGAGCGCGAUUUCACUACUGCUGGAGAUCUCCUAGAACGAGCGCUCUUCUCGUUUGGCAGAGCCGUACACAGCACCUUCGCCAAGACAUUAGCGGAUGGCAAAGCACGAUUGGACUUCCGCAGACCAGAGAAUCGAGAAUUUUGGCUGGCGAGUUGGCGAUAUAUGCAAAACUUGACGAUGCGAGCCACCUAUCGCACCGUAUAUGAGUGGACGAAGAUGUUGCUGUCGCUUUCGCCGCAAGACGAUCCUUACGCACUGUGGCUGGUGCUGGAUCAGUAUGCUCUACGAUCGAAAGAACACCUCGACUAUGUCAAUAUCAGCCGCAACGUCCUUUUCACACCGGUGCACGAAGGCAUGCCCAAUGUGCAGUUGAGUCAAGCUUUGGCAGAAUGUUCGGCAGGAAACAAGAGCAAAGGUCAACAGCUGCUGUUCUCUGUAGUCGGCAAAUACCCCUGGUUUGUAGCUCGGCUGAUGCACGAGCUCAACAUCGACGCGCCUCCCGCUGUAUGGGGUAAAGAAGCAGGCUCGACCAAGGAAAAGCUCUAUGCCGAACUAUACGCCACACGAGCAAAAGACUUGUGGAAUACUCCCGAGCACACCGAACUGCUCCUGGAGAUUGCCAGCGCCGUACCUGCAGAAACGCCCUCUGCAACGACCGAUUCGUCCGAGAUCACACCCAACAUCGCCAGACAUGUACUCCUAUCCGACACUCCAGCGCUCAUCGCCCUCGUACCUCGAGAAUACACCAGCCAACUCGAAAGCUCAUCCGACCCUCUCCCACCUUUCGACUCCAUCGUCUCCUAUCACCUAGAGCAGCGAACACAGCAGCAACCCGCUCGAUCAGGCCCAGCCUCAGCCCGCACUCAGCAACAACAAGAACAAGCCGUCCUCGCCGCAAUCCGCCAAGCUCUCGCACGUAUGCCCCAACAAGAAGAUCCCCAAUACGCAGAAACCCACUCCGUCGCACGAUUCUUCCGCGACCUUUUCCCCUGGUACAAUCAGCGCUAUCCGAGAAUCCACGACGGCGAGGAGGAUGAAAAUGAGGAUGAAGAAGAAGAGGACGAGGAAGAGCAGCCACCCGCUACAGCAGAAGAAAUGAUGACUCAAGUUCGCGAAGCAGGGCGUGAAAAUGCUUUUGAAGAGUACGCGAGACGUUUCAUUCGAUUGCGAGGCGGCGAGCAGCCGGAAUUGGAUGUACAACGUGUUUUUCGCAUGUUGACGCAAGGCGCGCCAUUGGAGCCGGAGAUUCCGGGAUUGGGCGCUCUUGAAUUGCGGCAAUUUGAAGAGAUGUUGGGGAAUGCAGGGUUGGAUUUGGGACAGGUGGUGAGGCAUGAUGAGCAGCGUAUGAAUGGGGCUGAUGAUGAUCAUGAUGAUGAUAGUGAUGAUGAUGGUGGUGAUGAUGGGUUUGAAAUGCCAGGCGGCUUUCGAUAGAAUUACAUAAUCUACCUCACCUAACCUACACGACGAGCGUAACUAAGGUAAGGUAGGUACCUAUAGGUAGGUAUGUAGUCUUGACAGAAUAGUUCUUCGCGUCGACAGUGGCGCCCGCCUGGAAAGUGUUACUGGACGAUUUUCUUUUUUUUUUUUCUUUUUCUUUCCGGAUCGUGUACUCUCGUUGAAUCCUGCUCAAUAUGGCCAUAUUCCUCCUGAUCGCCGAAUUUGUCAAAUAUUUGUGUGGUUAGGUAGACAGAAGUGAGGCGGAGAGAGAGAGGACCAUCAAGUGUGGCAAAAUGUAGGUUUUCGACUGUUUUUGACCAUCUAUUUCUGCUUGGCAAUCAGAUCAGACAAAGGAGACAUGGCGUCUUCCCGAUCCAAAAUCACCUCUAUCAAGUUCAAGCCUGCGACAGUGCGCUCGUCUGCACGAUCCAGGGCUUGACGCAGUUCACCCACGGUCUUUGCAACAGCAGUGUGAGAGACGUACUCUCCAGUAGCCUCAUUACUCUUCUCUGCGACACCAAAGAAACUCGGCGCUUCCAGGUACCUCCAUCUUGCCACGUCGUUGUAGCCCUGAUCUUUCCCAUGAAUACAUCGUUCGAUGGUGUAGCCAUCAUUGUUCAGCAGAAUGAUUGUGACGUUGAGCUUUUCCCGGAUGAUGGUGGACAGCUCCUGCACCGUCAUCUGAAAUGAACCGUCUCCUAUCAGAAGGACAGCGCGAGGUAAUCUCUCCUCAUGACGUGGCCACUUGCCAGCUUGAUCGAGUUCUCUCUGAGCAAGGGCGGCACCUUGACAUGCUGGUAACAUGUACCCAAUCGAUAGCCAUGUGGCAGGAUUGAAGAAUCGAACAUGCUUCGGCAAUCUGAAGUCGCGGAUGCCAUAUCCUGCGGUGCCCGUCUCGCCCAUGAUGAUAUCUCCCGUGCGUAAGUAGUUUUGCGUGAGGGCGUAUAGGUUUCUUUGGUCUAGCUUCUCGGUAUCUGAAGAUUCCAGUGCUGAUUUGGUAGUCUGUGCUGUAUGCUCUGCGGGUACCUUGUGCAGCUUUGUAACAUCAACCUCGUUGAGAAGCAGUGACAGAAACUGCUUGGCAGGUAGGUCGCGGAAGAUUUUGUCCUCGGAAGUGACAGACGAGGACUUGAAGAAAAUGGUGGUCUUUGUGGGAGGAAUUCCGGUCGAAAAGUAUGAGUUGGUGCCGGAGAAAUGUGGUCCAAAGCACAAGACCAGAUCGGCGGUCUUGAUGUAGUCCUGGUAUUCUUGAGGAGCCCAUUGACCCUUGUACACGCCACGCACAUUGGGCAAAGUCUCGUCAACACAUCCCUUUCCGAAAUUUGAGGUCCAAGUGGGCCAGCCAGUGGCCUCAAUAAGCCGGUGAAGCUCUUCCAGAAUGCCAUACGCUAAGCUCUCGCCGUCAACAUAGAUUGCUGGCUUCUCAGCUUUGCUCAUCCGAUCCUUAAGAAGACUAAUAGCGGGAGCCUCAUUGGCAGAGGAGGUGGCGCGUAGAAUCUCGAUAGGCGUCUCGAGUGUGGCACUGCUCACCGGGACUGCAACCAUGUCCACAGGAAUCUGUAAGUAGAUUGGACGACUGUGAAGCAGGCAUUGUGCCAGAGCAGCGUCGAGAAGAGCGGUAGCAGUCCGCGGGUCCGAGAGGUCGGCUUGUGCUACGGUGACAUGUUUGUACAUGGCGGCGAAGUGGCCAUAUUCGCCAUCGUUCAGUGUGUGAUGGAUCAGACUCCGCGACUCAUGUUGAUGUCUGGUGGGGGUGCCGACAAUGUGUAUGACGGGGGCGAGCUCGGCAUAGGCUCCUGCAAUAGCGUUGACUGUGGAGGAUUCGAAGUUAGAGAAGACGGGACGGGCAUGUAUAGGUAUACCUCCUAGGAGGAAAAGACAGGAAGGAGACGGGAUGGGCCGGUGACUAACUCGCACUCAGCUCUCCCACACCAAAGGUGGUGAUCAAGGCUCCAAUGCCUUUGAUUUUCGCAUAGCCAUCCGCAGCAUAGCCUCCAUUGAGCUCGUUGCAGCUGCCCGUCCAGUGCAAACCUUGUGGCUCGACGUAAUCAAGCAGCUCCAAGUUGUAGUCGCCAGGAACACCGUGAAUGGUGCCAACACCGAGCUGCUUGAGCCUGGUGAAGAGAUAUUCGGCCAGCUUGAUCUCGGAUGGCAUGAUGGACUGUACUUCUUGGCUGGGUUAUGUGCUCGUUCUUGACCAGUGACCAAUGACUACCUUACUGACAGACAGUCGGAGACAGACGGGCGAGAAAGUCAGAGUGACAAGAGACGAGUACUCCAAGUAGGGCAAGA
Messenger RNA from Sphaerulina musiva SO2202, 4859 nucleotides. RefSeq names its product DUF654-domain-containing protein. NCBI's taxonomy places the organism in Eukaryota, Fungi, Ascomycota, Dothideomycetes, Mycosphaerellales, Mycosphaerellaceae. The coding region runs from base 207 to 2561 and encodes 784 amino acids. The record is from RefSeq and is a predicted model, not a curated record. Gene Ontology annotation, cellular component: RQC complex. The transcript has a single exon. Gene Ontology annotation, biological process: ribosome-associated ubiquitin-dependent protein catabolic process; rescue of stalled cytosolic ribosome.